CAGGCUGUUUGUGAAUCGCUGCAGAAUCUGGAAUCGCCAUGGCGGGCCAGUCCGGAGAGGUUGUCAUUGUGCCGCGCAACUUUGUCCUGCUGGAUGAGCUCGACAAGUCGGAGAAGGCGGUUGGGGACAUGACGUGCUCCUACGGGCUCGUGCAGCCCGACGACAUUUGGCUGAACCACUGGAACGGCUCGAUCCUCGGCCCGACCAGCUCCCAGGUCGAGGGCCGCAUCCUCCAGCUCCUCAUCUUUUGCGGCAAGGAGUAUCCCAAAGCGGCGCCACAGGUGAAGUUCAUCUCGAAGGUGAACUUCCCCGGCAUCGUCAGCGACACCGGCGUCGUCGACGUCCCGAAGGUGCUCUCGAAGGUGGGCGCCUCCCGGCAGUGGGACAGCAAGAUGCGGAUCGAAACCAUCCUCAAGGAUAUCAAAAAGGCGCUCACGCUCCCCGAGUACAGGAAGGUCCUGCAGCCGCAAGACGGCGCUGAGUACUCAUAGUCUGGCGUGUGCGCGAGAGGGCGCGGGGUAGUAGAAGGGCGGGUCGGAGAGCAGGGGAGGGGGUGGCGUCUGGCGAGUCUCAGCGGGGGGCAGCCCUGCACGUGGCGCCUCGCCGCGCGGUCUCCAGCUGCGAGCUCCAGGUCGGGUCUGGGACCACCUAUACACAGCUUCUUCCGCUUGUUCCUCCUCUGUGGCCGGCGGUACAAUCUUUUAUA
Messenger RNA from Emiliania huxleyi CCMP1516, 706 nucleotides. RefSeq lists its product as hypothetical. The transcript has 6 exons. The record is from RefSeq and is a predicted model, not a curated record. The coding region runs from base 39 to 491 and encodes 150 amino acids. Lineage: Eukaryota; Haptophyta; Isochrysidales; Noelaerhabdaceae.